Momordica charantia (bitter melon) is the source of this 1824-nucleotide messenger RNA. RefSeq names its product calmodulin-binding protein-like protein. Gene Ontology annotation, molecular function: calmodulin binding. Lineage: Eukaryota; Viridiplantae; Streptophyta; Magnoliopsida; Cucurbitales; Cucurbitaceae. The record is from RefSeq and is a predicted model, not a curated record.
ACAAAACUCUUUAAACUUCUUCUCUCUUUCAAACUGAUUCUUUGCCCUUUAUUCUUCUUCUUCUUCCUCCCAUUUCUUCACUCCAUGAUUUAAUUUCCUUCCUUCUUUCCUCAAGGUAAUGCUAGAAUUUUCAAAGCCAAGCAGCUGAAUGGCAACAAGUAGAGCAAGUUUUGGGAAGGAAAGGAGGAUCACUGCUCCAACUUCUCUCACCAUUCCUAAUUAUUCAACCAAAAGAACUCCAAAAUCAUCUCCCAGAAGCCAACAAACUGAUCACAAACUAGCUUAUUCUUCUUCUUUUUCUUCUUCUUCUUCUUCUUCCUCAACUUCUUCCAAACUAACCUCCUCUUCUUCUUCUCCUUCGCUCUCGAUGCUCUCCGAGAAGCACGUUCCAAACUAUCUCAAGUCCACAGCCAGCUCCCGCCACGACCAUGGCAGCUUCAAGACGGUCAAGAAGUUUGUCGCCCCUGCACCGAUACCAGAGGGCAAGGCGAGCCUGAAUAGAAGAAGAUCUUUCGACAAACCACCCCCGACCGCACCGCGUCUGGAUAAGCCGUUUCGGUCACCUGGACCGAGGAGUAGGGCCACUCAUGUUCCCGUCCGGUCUUCCUCCUUCGGGUCCAAACCCGCCCCCACCUUUCCCAGCUCUGCAAAGCCUGGCCACUUGGAGAGAUCAUCAUCUUCCAAAACCUCACCCAAGGUCGAGCCUAGCUAUUUGGAGAGAUCAUCAUCUGCCAAAACCUCAUCCAAGGUUGAGCCAAGCCAUUUGGAGAGRUCAUCAUCUUCCAAAUCCUCAUCCAAGGUUGAGCCUAGCCAUUUGGAGAGAUCAUCAUCUGCCAAAACCUCAUCCAAGGUUGAGCCAAGCCAUUUGGAGAGRUCAUCAUCUUCCAAAUCCUCAUCCAAGGUUGAGCCUAGCCAUUUGGAGAGAUCAUCAUCUUCCAAAUCCUCAUCCAAGGUGGGUGGGAAACCGCAGCAGCCAGUUCAGAAUUUGAGAAGUGGUAGUAAUGCAAUUGCAAAGAAAAGCUUGAGGAGAGAAUCUAGCAAUGCUGGCUCUGCCUUGGCAGAAAUAGUUCCCAAGGCUAAGAAUAUUGCCGUUGAACAAGCAGUUCAUAGUCCUUCUUUCGUUCUCGGUGUCAACGAGGAGGAAUUGAAGAAGAUCGAGUGCGAACUCGAUCCUUAUCUUCCUGAUCCAAUGCCUGAAUUAGAUAAAGAAAUCAGAACUGAUCAUGUGGAAAAAAAGGUGGAUGUUUUGGAUAAAGAAGAAGCUGAUGCAAAACAUGAGGCUGAGAAGCAGCCUAUACAAGACACAGAGAUCUCCAAAGCUGACACUGAAACUCCAUCGCCCAUAGAGGUGGAAGCGAAAUUGUUAAUCCAGGAAGAAUCGAAUCGAGAACGAACGGAAGGUGUAGGAGAGGAAGAAGUCAAAGAUGAGGAGAAACCAGAGAUAAUAACACAAGAAAAAGAGGUAGAUAAGGAUGAAGAGAAAAGCGAGAUCAGUCCUACUCAGGAAGGAAUCGUCGUUUUAGAUCAGAAAGAAGUAGAAGAUGGGGAGAAUUGCAAGGAAGAGGCUGAAGUGACCGAGAAGGUGGCAGCAGCGGAGAAAGAGGGCGAAGCAGUGGCCGAGAAGCUGGCAGUGAUGGGAGCGAAACAACGACAAGGAAGCGGGAGGAAGGAGUCUCCGGCAAUGUACAAUGAUGUAAUAGAGGAGACAGCAAGUAAGCUAUUGGAGAAGAGGCAGAACAAGGUAAAAGCAUUGGCUGGGGCAUUUCAGACAGUCAUUGACUAUGAAUCUUCAUCCAAAUGAUUCAUAAAAUGCCUCCCAUUUUC